Messenger RNA from Pyrenophora tritici-repentis Pt-1C-BFP, 1296 nucleotides. Its product is annotated as HisS, Histidyl-tRNA synthetase. Gene Ontology annotation, biological process: mitochondrial translation; histidyl-tRNA aminoacylation. The record is from RefSeq and is a predicted model, not a curated record. Lineage: Eukaryota; Fungi; Ascomycota; Dothideomycetes; Pleosporales; Pleosporaceae. Gene Ontology annotation, cellular component: cytosol; mitochondrion; cytoplasm. Gene Ontology annotation, molecular function: ATP binding; histidine-tRNA ligase activity; RNA binding.
AUGGGACCACCGAUCGAGACACCAAAAGGCACGCGCGACUGGGCGGGAGACGACAUCACACUGCGCAACAACGUCUUCGACAAGAUCCGCAAUAUAUUCCGGCUGCACGGUGGCACAGAAAUAGACACCCCCGCAUUCGAACGGAAGAGCUAUCUAACCGAAAAGUAUGGGGAAGACACGAAGCUCAUAUAUGACCUGGAUGAGCAGGGCGGAGCGCCAUGCGCACUGCGUUAUGAUUUGACUGUCCCAUUCGCUCGCUGGCUGGCCAUGAACAAUAUCCGAACAAUAAAGCGCUUCCAAAUAGGCAAGGUGUAUAGACGGGAUCAACCUUCGCUGGAAAAAGGACGCAUGCGAGAGUUCUUCCAGUGCGACUUUGACUAUGCUGGUGGUCAAUGCGAUUCUAUGGUACCGGAUGCUGAAGUCGUUUGCAUUGCCGCCGAGGUAUUCGAGGCCCUACAACUAGAUGUUGUGAUCAGAAUCAAUCACCGCCUUAUCCUAGAUGGUUUCUUCUCAGCACCCGAAGUCCAGAAAGAGAUGGUGGAAAAGGGGCUUGACGUCAACGUCGCUACCAAACUUGGACAGUAUCUGCAACGAGACAAGGAAGCUGGAACCGUUCCAAGACUAUUAACCCUUACUUCAGACCCGCUUUUGUCGGCAAACCUGGAUAUCCAAAAGGGUGUGGAAGAAAUGGAAUUGCUUAUGCAAUAUCUGAAGGCAUAUGGAGUCGCCGACCAAGUCCAAUUCGACCUAGCACUCGCCCGUGGUCUGGACUACUACACCGGCGUGAUCUACGAAGUAAUGCUACCGAUUAGGAAAACAGGGGUAUCCGUCGGAAGUAUCGCUGCAGGUGGUCGAUAUGACGACCUGGUGUCCAUGUUCAGCAGCCACAACAUUCCCUGCGUCGGCAUCUCCUUCGGAAUCGACCGCAUUUUGACCAUACUCAAAGAUGGCCAACAGCCUAAAGCCCAAAGAAUCGAUAGCUGGAUCGUUAUUGCAUCGAGCGACAAGGUCCUAGUUCAACAACGCAUGGCACUUGCCAGAGAGAUGCGCCAAGCUGGCAUCAGCGUCGAUUUUGAUCCCAAAGCCGACAAGAAGCCACGAAAACAGAUAGAUAUUGCUGAAAAGAGCGCGGCAACUGUGGCAUUUCUAGAUCUCGAUGAUGAAACGCCUGGAAACCCCCGACUCAAGAUACUCACUCCACCUCACAAGAACCCAGACAUCGCACCCGUCGUCGACCGUAACAACGUCAUCGGCCAAGUAAAAAGGCAUCUAGCACAGGCUGAAUACAACUCAUAG